Messenger RNA from Dichotomopilus funicola, 843 nucleotides. RefSeq lists its product as uncharacterized. Bases 1 to 843 code for a protein of 280 amino acids. Gene Ontology annotation, cellular component: membrane. The transcript has 3 exons. NCBI's taxonomy places the organism in Eukaryota, Fungi, Ascomycota, Sordariomycetes, Sordariales, Chaetomiaceae. The record is from RefSeq and is a predicted model, not a curated record.
AUGAAGGUUACCGACUUGGUCAAGUUGUACUUCAAGCCUGCGGGCUUGCUGCGCUUCGCGCCAUAUCUCCUCGUUCUUCCCAUCGUUAUCUUUUACUGCCUCUCGUUGACCGGCUGCCUCUCCACGUCCCCCGCGAUUCCCAACAUCUACAUCGUCGAUCUCUGGGCCAACAACGGCAACACUAACUUCACCGACACGGACCCCCUCGUUAAAGUCCGCGUCAACUACUUCGGCAUCUGCGGCGUCGAUGACGAAGGCACCCGCUGCAUGGCCACCACGGGCAAAUCUAUCGCCACCCUAACCGCCAACCUCUUCCCUACCAUCGCCGGCGGCCCCAGCAACAACAACACCAAAGGCUCCUCUCACACCACCCGGGCCGCCUCAGCUGCACCCGCAACCCCCGGCAAAGCCGAGCUCACCGACAUGGUCACAACGGCCAUAAACCUCCAAUCCCGCAACUUCAUCUCCGUCCUCGCAGGCGCCGCAGUCCUCUUCCUCUUCUCCCUCGCCGGGCUCGUCCUCCUCAAGCGGGACUCCGCCAACCAGCUCAACGCCUGGGAGCGGACCCGCCGCAGCGUCAUCAUCCGCCGUAGCACCUACGGUCUGCUGUACGGCUCGACGUCGCUGCUAUUCGCGGCGGCGCUGUCUACGACACAGUCGGCUGGGGCGCUGGAGUGGGCGGCUGCGGGCAUGGUGCAUGCGAGUGUUUUGAUCAAGAGUGGGACGACGCUGCAGGUGCUGCAGUGGUUGGUGUUUGGGUUCCAGGCGGUGUUUGUGUUGACUGUGCCAAUUUUGAUGAGGGCGCCGAAGGCGGAGGAGGGGGGGUUUAAGGGGGAGGUUUAA